CAGAUCUCCGGAGCGCUCUAGCUGGGCUGGCCGCCGGGAGCCUCCCGCGCCGGGAAGCCGGCUUGGCCAGGGCGGCCCGGCAGAGGCCUGAAGGGGAAGAGGGGGGCGGGCGCUGACCUCGUGGAGCCGCCGCAGCCGCCCCUGGAGGAAGCCGAGUGGUGACCCGGCGAGGAUGGCGAUGGCGCUGCCGCCGAGCCCGCAGCCAAACUUUGCGAGAGGCACACAUGGACAAAGUUAGCUGCCGCGCCGGAAUAAAAGAGCGGGCGGGCUCCGGGAAGGGGGGCGAGGCAGACUCUCCGGCGGCGGGGAGCGCUCGAGCCGGCGGAUUAAAACCCAUUAAAGAUAUAUUUAUUGCCAAAGCGUCCCAGGAUCUCCGGGGCCAGAGCAGGAGAGCAAUCAGCUCCUUCCCCGCAGCGCCAAUCACAGCCUAACGGAGAGGGAGGAGCGGGGGGAGGGGGGGAGCCGUCCCCGGCGAAAACACACUGCUCACACUCACUCACACACUCACACUCACUCACAAGCACGGAGACACAAACUUUUGCAAGCGGAUCGUCUCUCGCUCCGGCCCCCCCUUCCCGCCCCCCGCGCGCCGGCCGGGAAAGACACUGCGCCCCGGACACUCGGUGCAUGGAGGCGGCUCCACCGAGGACGCAGAGCGCCCACAGCCCGGGAGCAGGCGCCGGCCUCGGUGCGCAAAGCCCGGACUGCUGCCCCCGCGGACGUCCGAGCGCCCCAUGGACAAGAGGAGCGAACUGGAGAAGGAGCCCCCGAUCUCCCGUAAGCAGCGGCUCAUGGCAGCCAUCGCGUCCGGCAACGAGAGCCUGGGGCCGGCGGCCCCAGGGGCCGGCGGCGGCGGCGGCGCCGAGAAGCCCCCCGGCAGCGGCAGCGGGGGCCAGGCGGCGGCUCCGCUCUCGUGUUUCAUCUGCGGCGGGGGGAUCGGCCGCGGCAAGGAGCUGAAACUGCAGGUAAAGCAGCCGGCGCCGGGGCGCGGAGAGGCGGCCGGCUCCGGGGCCGGAGCGGCCGGGCCCGGGGGCAGCCUGCAAGGCCAGCCCUUCUUCCCCUUCCUGCAGCAGCAGGAGCCGGCGCCCGGCGCUCGGGAAGUGUCCCCAGCGGACGGCUGCGUGCUGGUGUGCGCGGUUUGCCGCUGCUUCCUGGGCGAGCAGUGGGCAGCGUUCGAGCGCUCCAGGACCCCCGUGGAGAAGCGCAUGUACUGGCUCAAGCGGCCCUACCAGUGCGAGGCGGGCGGGGGCGCUCCGGGCCGCCGCGCCGCGGCCCCCCAGGAGUGGAACCUCUCCUACGCCCUGGAGCCGGGCGAAGAGGACGACGACGAGGACGACGACGAAGGGGAGGGGGCCGUAGGAGACGGCGGCGCGAGGAGGGGCGGCCGCCCCCCCCAGGAGGAGGCGCACGACUCGGACUUGUCUUCCCUCUCCGACACAGACCAUCUCUCGGAGCCUGAGCCCGCCCCAGGGCCGGCCCCCAGGGACCAGGGAAGCCCUGGCUACGGUCCGCCCCCACCGAAGGAAGCAGGCGGGGGUCCCCAGCUGCUCAAGCCGCCCCCGGCCCCUCCCCAGGGCGUCCUCCGCGGACCCGGGACAGGGGUGCUCGUGAGUCGGUUCAGAGAGUGGCCUCCCUCUGCAAUCCCCCCAACUCACUCUGGCUCAGAGAACCCCCUCCCCGGAGAAUCGAGUGUGGAGGGGCCAACGGGGCAGCCCGAUCCCGGGCGCAAAAUGGGCACCAGGAGGAAGAAAAAAGGAACACCCACGCACUGGGUCCCCGAAGAUAGCCCCAGUGUCCUGCGGGGCAUUCAGGGCAACUGGCUGGGACCCCCUUUCCAGUGCCCGCCGGGGGAUGGCCUGAAAAAUAACAUCGGCUUCUUGGCCACCAACCAGGGGAGGGCAUCCCAAACCCCGGGUCUCAAGCCGCGUCCUGAAAGUCACGGGGGCUGUGGUACCUCCGAGGAGGGCGAGAUCAACAUCACCAGCGAUGAGGAAGACCAGAAGAAGCAGACCUUCCCCAACCCCUGUAGUCGCUGGGAGAUUGCCCCCAAAAGUGGCGGUGGCCCGGCAGACAAGGAGAAUGGGAGCAGCAAUAAUCCCGGGCCCCGAGACCCCUGGGCUCCUACCCCAGAGCACACCUGCUGCUAUAUCUGUGGCAACCUCCUAAGCCUGGCCUCUCAGCACCAGAUUCACGUUCAGAAGCAGGAGAAGACGGCCCAGGCCCCUUUCUUUCCUUUCCUGUGGUUGCACAGCCCACCCCCCGGGGCCCUGCCCAUCAGCCCCGGGGGCAGCACCCUGGUGUGCUCCUGCUGUUUCUCCUCCCUCAUGCAACAGUGGCAAAGCUUUGAACUGGCCAACGUGCCAGUUCUGCAGAGGCUUUAUGUGGUGCCUCUGAAUCCAGGGAUGCCUUCCAAAGGGAGGAGGCCUCUGAAGGAAGAGGGAGCCCCUGCUGGGCCUCAGCAGGAGGCCUGCUACCUCUGUGGGGAGGACUGUGCCCAGGAUUCCCGGAUGGUGCCCACCAGGAUCAUCAACGGUAGUGCCAAGAACACCAUGCAUUUCCCUUUUGUGAAUCUCCUGCCUUGUCCACCCAAUGCCAAAGGACUUAACAGGCACUGGGAAGUCCGCAGCUGCCCCAAGUGUUAUGGGGUGCUGGAGGAUAUUUGGUCCAUGUACAGGGCCUGCCAGAAUGAGGAACUCAUAAACUCGGUGCAGAGUUUCCUGGGGAGAUACCAUCAGGUGUUUUCAGUCACUGAUUCUGGGGGGCUAGCGGUGCAUCCCUCAGUGAAGGGGGGCCCGUUGUCUGUGUGCUACAUCUGCGGGGCCGAGCUGGGGCCUGGGAAGGAGUUUCAGCUCAACGUGAACCCUCCGAGCCGCUUUGGGGAGAAGGAACCUUUCUUCCCAUUCCUUACGGUGUAUCCUCCAGCCCCCCGGGCCAGGCCCGCUGACUCCACAGGGCUGGUGGCCACCUGUGUGCUCUGCUACCACGACCUGCUAGGACAGUGGCUGCAGCACGAAGGCAGAAGCUCCCACCACCCCAUCAGCGCCUGGUCCCGGCAGUACAAAGUGGAGACCUUCGUGUGCUUCUUCUGCCAGCAGGAGAAGAAGCGAUGUCUUGGAUUAAAAGCAGUGCGUGUGGCCCGCCUGCCCAUGUUUCUCUACACCCUGAGAGCCGGGCACAGCUUGCUGGUGGAUGAUGGCAAGCAGCUGAUCAUCGGGGCUUGUGUGGAGUGUGGCACCGUGGUGUUUGCCGGCAAAGCCCUCAACCAUCCGGGAGUGCUGGUCAGGGCCUCCCCAGCAGCUGCACACAAGGCUUCUUCCUCUUCCCUUGAGAUAUCGACUGCUACAAAGCCCCCUGUCAAGGACGUGGAAGUACGCCCGGGGGACAGCCUGGACAGAGGCAGCAGGACGGUGCAGGAGGCCGUCUCCAGCUCCGACCAAUGCCAGCUGAGUGGACCGGAUCCCGAGAGUGCUGACGUUGGAGCCAUAACAGCUCCGGUGCUCACUUCACACUGUGCUGGAGAUCUUUCUGCUUCCGGCUCCCAAGGAGGUCAGUCCCAGGGUUGGCCUAGCUGGUACAGAGAGGGCAUGAGCCAUGAGCCAAAGUCCCCUUCAAUAGGAAUGCUUUCAACAGCGACUCGGACCACUGCUACCGUCAGCCCCUUGACCCCUUCUCCUCUCAAUGGCUCCCUUGUACCCAAUGGCAGCCCGGCAGCCACCAGCAACCUGUCAGUUCAAGCAGCGCCCUCUUCCAGCUUCGCCGCCGCUCUGCGCAAACUUGCAAAACAGGCAGAGGAGCCGAGAGGGUCUUCAAUAAGCAGUGAGUCUUCCCCAGUAUCUUCUCCGGCAACCAACCACAGCUCUCCUGCUAGCACGCCCAAGCGAGUGCCCAUGGGGCCCAUCAUUGUUCCUCCGGGAGGUCACAGCGUCCCCAGCACACCCCCAGUGGUCACCAUAGCACCAACGAAAACAGUCAAUGGUGUCUGGAGAAGUGAGAGCCGACAGCAAGAAGCAGGAUCUAGAAGCGGCAGCAGCAGAGACCGUCUUAUCGUGGAGCCCCCCCUGCCCCAGGAGAAGGCGGCGGGGCCCGCCAUCCCAUCCCACCUCCUGAGCUCUCCCUACCCCUUCAGCAUCCCCCCCAGCUCCGUUGUCCAGGACUCCCGCUUCCCACCACUGAACCUCCAGCGCCCUGUACAUCAUGUGGUCCCCCCCAGCACUGUCACCGAGGACUAUCUGCGGAGCUUCCGCCCUUAUCACACGACGGAAGAUCUCCGGAUGUCCUCCCUGCCACCCAUCAGCCUUGAUCCGGCCACUGCUGCUGCCUACUACCACCCCAGCUACCUGGCCCCUCAUCCCUUCCCACACCCAGCCUUCAGGGUAGAUGAUUCCUACUGCCUUUCAGCCCUGCGCUCCCCCUUCUACCCGAUCCCAACUCCUGGCUCGUUGCCUCCUUUACACCCAUCAGCUAUGCACCUCCAUCUCUCGGGGGUUAGGUACCCUGCGGAGCUGUCUCACUCAUCCCUCUCAGCACUGCAGACAGAGCGAAUGUCAAGUCUCACUGCAGAAAGGUUACAGAUGGAUGAAGAACUGAGACGGGAGAGGGAACGGGAACGAGAACGUGAAAGAGAACGGGAGAAGGAGCGAGAAAGGGAAGCUGAUCGGGAACGAGAGAAGGAGCGAGAAAGGGAACGAGAACGGGAAAAAGAACUGGAAAGAGAGCGGGAGAAGGAACGGGAGCGGGAAAGAGAAAAGGAACUGGAGAGACAACGUGAGCGAGCCCGAGAGAAGGAGCUGAUGGUCAAGACUAUAGAGAACCAGUUCCUGCCAGUAUCUGAGCUGCAUGGGCUACGGGUCCUUCCAGCAGAGGAUCGGGUGAAACCUUCAGAGCAACUAACACCAAACAGACCAGAGAAACUCAAGGAGCCUGCCUUGCAGACCCCAAAGGCUGUCCAGCACCCCCUGCACCCUGCUCCCGCUUCCCACCACCCAGUACCCAGCCUCAUCUCCAACCACAGCAUCUUCCCCCUGCCCGGGAGCAGUGCAGCCACAGCCCUGCUGAUCCAGCGCACGAAUGAGGAAGAGAAGUGGCUGGCUCGCCAACGGAGACUACGGCAGGAGAAGGAAGACCGGCAGUCCCAGGUGUCGGAGUUCCGACAGCAGGUCUUGGAGCAGCAUCUCGACAUCAGCCGCCCCCCAGCUCCAACAGAGCCGGAACACAGGCCUGAGAACCCCAGACCGGGACCAACUCGUCAUGAGCCAAGCAGCCGAGACCAGCCACAGCACUUUGGAGGGCCCCCGCCCCUCAUCUCUCCCAAACCUCAGCACCAUCCCAUGCCCACCUCCCUCUGGAAUCCAGUAACCUUGAUGGAAAACACCCUGGAACCACGAAGGGUACAAGAAAAUCAUUCUCUCCAUACCCACCCAGCUCCAUUUGAGCCCGGCCGACAAGCUAUCCCUUUGGUUAAAGUAGAAAGGGUUUUCUGCCCAGAGAAGCUGGAAGAGGGGAGUAGGAAGAGGGAGGCAAGCCUGGAUAAAUACCAGCCACUCAGGGAGCCUGGGCCAUUGGAACACAGUGGGUACUCUCACGGGCCCUUCUUGGCUGAACUGGAGAAGUCCACUCAGACCAUCCUCAACCAGCAGAGAGCAGCUCUCCCCCAGCCUGGACAGUUCCCUGAUGUGAGCCUGCCCCCAAAGCCCAGCUCUCCGUAUCGGCCCCAGCUCCCCAGGGGCCCCGACCCCAUGUACGUUUACGACGAGUUCUUACAACAGCAUCGGAAGCUGGUCAGCAAACUGGACCUGGAGGAACGUAGGCGGCGGGAAGCCCAGGAGAAAGGUUACUACUAUGACCUUGAUGACUCUUACGAUGAGAGUGAUGAAGAAGAAGUCCGGGCCCACCUCCGAUGUGUCGCCGAGCAGCCGCCCCUCAAGCUGGACACUUCCUCUGAGAAGCUAGAAUUCCUGCAGCUCUUUGGCCUGACCACCCGACAGCAGAAGGAGGAAUUACUGACACAGAAGAGGAGGAAGAGACGCCGGAUGCUAAGGGAGCGGAGUCCAUCUCCCCCGGCGGUUCAGAAUAAGCGGCAGACCCCUUCCCCCAGGCUCGCACUCUCCACUCGAUACAGUCCCGAUGAGAUGAACAACAGCCCCAACUUUGAGGAGAAGAGGAGGUUUCUGACCAUUUUCCACCUGACUCACAUCAGUGCUGAGAAGAGAAAAGACAAAGAGAAACUUGUUGAAAUGCUCCAUGCCAUGAAACAGAAGACAUUGUCGGGAGCAGUGACAGACUCAGUGAAAAACGCUUCGAGGGACAGUCCCAUUAUCUCCCUGAGCGAGCCAGCAGCGCAGCAAGUCCCUGCAGAUGCAGACAGACCCAUCGGUACUGCAGCCUCCUUAUCGGACACGCCGAAGCCAGCAGAACCUGGAAGACUUGAACAACCCAGACCCCAGGAGCUCCAGAGAGUUGGGGAUCCAGCCUCCGAGAAGGCCAGAAUGAGUGACACCCAUGGUGGGAAGAAGAGCUUGAGCAUGCUCCAUUAUGUCAGGGGUUCCUUGUCCAAGGACAUCCCCAUCCCCUUGUCUCACAGCAUGAAUGGGAAAAAUAAGCCCUGGGAAGCCUUCAUGGCAGAAGAGUUUGCGCAUCAGUUCCAUGAAUCUGUGCUGCAGUCUACCCAGAAAGCCUUGCAGAAGCAUAAAGGAAGUACAACCUUGCUCUCUGCUGAGCAGAACCAUAAAGUUGACACCUCCGUCCACUAUAACAUUCCUGAGUUACAGUCCUCCAAUCGGGUAUCGAUGGCUCAACACAAUGGGCAGCAGGAGACCUCAUCUGGGAGGAAGGGCCCCAUCUCCCAGGAGCUGGACAGAGACUCGGAAGAGGAAGACAAAGAGGAGGAAGAAGAGGAAGAGGAGGAAGAAGCCCCCAGACCCAAGUGGCAAGGGAUUGAGGCAAUUUUUGAAGCUUACCAGGAACAUAUAGAAGAACAAAACCUGGAACGGCACGUGUUGCAGACCCAGUGUAGACGGCUGGAAGCCCAGCACUAUAGCCUCAGUCUGACAGCUGAGCAGCUCUCACACAGCAUGGCGGAAUUAAGGAGCCAGAAACAGAAGAUUGUUUCAGAAAGGGAGCGACUUCAGGCAGAACUGGAUCACUUACGAAAGUGCCUUGCGUUGCCUGCAAUGCAGUGGUCUAGGGGUUACUUCAAGGGAUAUCCCAGGUGACGUUCCCUUGCACUAGGCCGAACAUAUAGUAUAGAAAUAUUAUCUAUUUUAUUACCUUGAAUAUUUAAUAUUUUUCACUGGGAGGUUUGAAGCUUAAAAAAAAAAAGAAAAAAAGAAAAAGAAAUUGAGAAUGUGCCAUGCAUGAAGCAAAGGAUUCUGGGAUCCAGGAAAAAAAAAAA
Molecule: messenger RNA, 7390 nt
Organism: Sarcophilus harrisii (Tasmanian devil)
Lineage: Eukaryota; Metazoa; Chordata; Mammalia; Dasyuromorphia; Dasyuridae
Gene: GSE1
Product: Gse1 coiled-coil protein
Exons: 18
Coding region: 735-7211 (2158 amino acids)
Source: RefSeq, a predicted model, not a curated record